AUGAGGUCGUUAGCGCUGCUCACCUUCUUCGUCGCCUUUUUGGCGCCGUUGGUGUCCGCAAUCAAGCUCCUGGAGUCCAAUGCGCUGAACGUGUGUAUGGAGUCUAGUAAUUUCACGGCCACCUACUUUAAUGUCGUUUUCUACCCCAAUAACAACACCCUCACAAUCGGAUUCGAUGGUGUAUCUUAUAUCUCCGGCAAGGUCAUCGCGGACAUGACCCUGACUGCUUACGGUUAUGAGGCCUACUCGAGCACAAUCGACCCGUGCGAUAUCUCCGGCAUGGGCAUGUGCCCUAUGGCACCCGGUCCCAUCGAUCUGGGCCCCGUUUCGCUUCCCCUUCCAUCGGACACGGCCUCUAAUAUUCCCGGUAUCGCCUACACGGUUCCCGAUCUCGAUGCGACUGUCAAGAUUGUGAUCAAGAGGAAGGAUACUCUAGAGACGAUUGCUUGUGUGGAAGCCAACCUUUCCAACAAUAAGACCGUCUAUCAAAUGGGUGUCGCAUGGACGACCGCUAUCAUUUCCGGUCUUGGUCUCGCAGCAUCCGCUAUUACCUCUGGUCUGGGUCAUUCUAACACCGCUGCUCACGUUGCGGCAAACGCCCUCUCCUUGUUCGGUUUCAUGCAGUCUCAGGCCAUGAUUGGUAUGAUUUCGGUUCACAUGCCCCCAAUUGUGGAGUCGUGGACCCAGAACUUCCAGUGGAGCAUGGGUAUUAUUCGUGUUGGAUUCCUGCAGACAAUCUGUACCUGGUAUCAGCGUGCGACUGGUGGUACUCCUUCCACCGUUCUCUCUCAGCUCGGCGAUACCUCCGUGGAGGUGCUGCGCCGCAAGCGUGACUUCGUUGAUCCCGCGAUCAACAUGAUGAAGCGUGUGCUCAAUUCGCGAGCUCUUAGCUCCAUUACGAAGAGAUCCGACUCUAGCCAGAAGCUCUUGAUUGUGCGCGGUAUCGAUCGUGUUGGAUUCCGCGCUAACAUGGAGGAAACCAACAUCUUCUUAACCGGUCUCAUUUUCUUCGUGGUCUUUGUCUGUGUCGUCAUCAUCAUUGUCGCGUCGUUCAAGGGGGUUUGUGAGUUGCUGGCUAAGAAUGGCCGGAUGAAGAGUGAUAAGUUCCAGGACUUCCGUAACGGCUGGAAAGUUGUCUCUCGCGGAAUUCUGUUCCGCUUGACUUUGAUCGGUUUCCCCCAGAUGUGUGUACUCUGCCUUUGGGAGUUCACCCAGCGGGACUCUGCAGCCGAAGUUGUUUUGGCUGUAGUUAUGCUUCUAUCCUUGCUCAUUGCUUUGGGCUGGGCUGCCCAAAAGGUCAUUCGCCUCGCCAAGCGCUCGACUACUAUGCACAAGAACCCGGCCUAUAUCCUGUACUCCGACCCCGCCGCUCUCAACAAGUGGGGCUUCCUAUAUGUGCAGUACCGGGCCACCGCCUACUACUUUGUUGUUCCCUACCUGGGCUAUAUUCUCGUCAAGUCUAUGUUCAUCGGUCUGAGCCAGCCUGCCCCGGUUGUCCAGACUGUCGCCCUGGUGAUUCUGGAGGCUGGCAUGCUGAUUGCCGUCUGCGUUCUGCGCCCGUGGAUGGACAAGAAGACCAACAUCUAUAACAUCUCCAUUGCCGUUGUCAACUUCCUCAACGCAAUUUUCCUCUUAGUCUUCUCAGACGUCUUCAACCCUCCCGGCAUGAUGAUUGGUGUCAUGGGUGUCAUCUUCUUCGUUUAUAACGCAGCCUUCGCUCUCGUCCUCCUCGUUCUGGUCCUGAUUGCGUCCGUAUAUGCCGUUGUGUCGAAGGAUCCCGAUACCCGUUACCAGCCCAUGCGCGAUGACCGUGGCUCGUUCAUCAAAUCUCAGACUCAGCUCACCACCGAGUUGGAUGCCUUGGGCGCCACCGCCCGCGGCGACGUCAAGUCUGGGCAUUACAACUCGAACCCCUUUGACGAUGACUCUGCCUCUAUCUCGAGCGGCAACGGUGCCAGCUUCGGCCACCACAACAAUCUGAACGUUGUCAACAACGCCCAUGGCCAGCCUCCGCACUCUCCCGUGGACCCAUCAGUGCCACUAUUCCCCAGUAAUGGAUCUCCCCAACGGGGUUCUCCGCCCGGUUACGACCAGUUCGGCCGGUCAGCGUCACCCCGGCCGGGCAACUAUGGCGAUGCGCCAGUCGGCGCGUCAGCCAUGGCACCCACAUUCAGAGCUCAAAACAAUGCCAGCCCAUGGCAACGGGGAGCCGGCUACGACCACUAG
Messenger RNA from Penicillium atrosanguineum, 2226 nucleotides. Its product is annotated as transient receptor potential ion channel family protein. Bases 1 to 2226 code for a protein of 741 amino acids. Gene Ontology annotation, biological process: transmembrane transport; fungal-type cell wall biogenesis. The record is from RefSeq and is a predicted model, not a curated record. The transcript has a single exon. Lineage: Eukaryota; Fungi; Ascomycota; Eurotiomycetes; Eurotiales; Aspergillaceae.